This is a messenger RNA of Desarmillaria tabescens, 2170 nucleotides long. Its product is annotated as cytochrome P450. The transcript is spliced from 16 exons. Bases 429 to 2021 code for a protein of 530 amino acids. The record is from RefSeq and is a predicted model, not a curated record. Gene Ontology annotation, molecular function: monooxygenase activity; oxidoreductase activity, acting on paired donors, with incorporation or reduction of molecular oxygen; iron ion binding. NCBI's taxonomy places the organism in Eukaryota, Fungi, Basidiomycota, Agaricomycetes, Agaricales, Physalacriaceae.
UUUUUUUUUGCUUUUCCUCCCCCUAAUAAGGCGGUGUAUAGACGAAAAAGAAUGCACCAUUUCAUGGGCCGUCCGCGCAUCACAUCCUGUGACUGUGCUGCAGUUGGAAGAUUCUGCAGAAUCAACUCAUAUUUGGACCCGUAGGUCUCGGGAAGUGUGAGAAGUACCAUACGUGGGCCAAUGAAGUACGCUUGCUUAGAACCCGGAGCAUAGGUAGGUCCUGGACUGGCAAAGUAUUCGAAGACGCCGUAUACGAAGGAUGUUCUACGAAAGUUCGGUGUUCACAAUUCAGCGAGUAUGCUCAUGGUAAGGAACAAGUUCCGGGCAAGAAGAUCCGUCUACGUGCAUGCACGCUUGAUGACAGCGAUACUGAAGGAAGUAUUUAAGACCUCUUGACUUUUUUAUAGCAACUCGGUUGCAUCGCAGGGAUGAUUCAUAUCAACACAAACGCUGGAAUUAUCUGUCUCAUUGCCUUGCUCGUGACUUUCUUCUCUAUUUCUUGGCUCAAACGAACGUCAGUCAAGCAUGUGCGAGGGCCACCAUCUCCCUCUAUUUUGCUUGGUCAUGAACGCGUCCUUCGCAAUCGAUCUAAUUUCGGAGAGCUGGAGAUGCAAUGGGCUCGAUAUUAUGGCAAUGUUUACCGUAUCCGUGGCUGCUUUGCUCAAGAUAUGCUUGUUGUAUCGGAUCCGACAACUAUCGGAUAUAUCAUAUCAAGUUCCUCGUCUGGCAACCGCUUCCUUAAAACAAAGGAUUCCACAUUUUUGGUAGACCUCCUCCUGGGACAAGGCCUAGUCACAGCCGAGGGAGAAAUUCAUCGUCGCCAACGGAAAGUCAUCAAUUCGGCUUUCUCUCACUCACAGCUCCAGAAAUUGCAGCUGCGUUUCCAAGACAGCAGUGAUAAGCUCGUUUGCAUGAUCCGGGAUUCUCUAGAUGCCGGAGCCACCGUGUUCAAUGUCUUGGACUGGACCGGGAAGGUUGCGAUGGAUAUAAUCGGUCAGGCUGCAUUUCAGUACGAUUUUUGCUCCCUCGAUGGCAAGGAGAACGAGUUAAGGGAGGCCUUGAGACACGUUUUCAUUGACUCACAAUCAAAUCCUUCGUCGCGGGAGCUCAUGCUUACGUCUCUGAUUAAGCACCUUCCUGAUACUCUGCUAAAAUUCCUGAAGCUCGUUUCCACCCGUCAGACAAGACAUCUCUCAAAAGUAGGCGGCAUGGCGAAAAAAGCAGCUCGGGAAGUUUUCAGCCAAAGAACGGGAAACGAUGAACCAGGGAAUAAGGAUCUCCUUAGUGUCCUAGCAAAAGCGCGUGGCGCGGGUCAGAUGAGAGACAAUGAAGUCGAGGCACAACUUGCCACAUUUGUCGUUGCGGGACACGAGACAACAGCCACUACCCUAGGCUGGCUUUUAUACGAGCUUGCUGCACAUCCCGAAGAUCAAAACAAAAUACGCGAAGAGAUUUCGCAAGCUCGCUUGCAGAACGCCAAACUUUCCUCGAACGAGUAUGAUUCAAUGCCAUUUCUAAAUGCUACCAUCAAAGAAAACCUUCGCCUACACCCUAUCGCACCCACCCUUAUGCGUAGGGCAGUUCAAGAUGAUUGCCUUCCACUGUCUGAACCGAUCAUUACCAAGGACGGGAAGAUCUUGAAAGACAUUCCUAUCCCCAAAGGGCAAACAAUUUGUUGUUCGAUAUACACGUAUAAUCGGCUGCCGAGUAUCUGGGGCCCUGACGCAGAUCAGUGGAAUCCAAACCGAUUUAUUGGCGACGUAACUCAGCCUCGCACUCUGCUCGGGAUGUAUGGCAAUUUGAUGACAUUUGGCUCCGGAACGCGUUCAUGCAUAGGUUGGGAGUUCGCGGUCAUGGAAAUGCAGGUCAUCAUCGUCGACCUUGUGAAGCAUUUCGAGUUCAGUUUACCUGAGGGUCUGAAUGUGCAGGAAUAUCCGGCUGGACUCGUGAUUGUCCCCGCGGUGGAGGGUAAAGCUAAUGAGGGUUCUCAGAUUCCGUUGCGGGUCUCCGUUUUGGGAUGAUAGAGACUCAUUUGGUGCGAAGGACCUCCUGUGAUAUUUUACAUGGCGCACCUAAUCAUUUCUUUGUACAAGAUUGUGUUGUGUUGAGAAUUGAAAUUUUUAAGUGCAAAGGAUGAAUUCUGUAGUUUAUAGGUUUUCACAUCAACGAG